AUGACUAAACGAAUGCACAGGGAGGUCCGGUUUGGAUCGUACGUGCUUGGCUCCACCCUCGGAGAAGGCGAGUUUGGCAAGGUCAAACUAGGAUGGAGAAAAGACGGAAAUUUUCCUUCCCAAGUAGCGAUCAAAUUGAUCAAACGUGAGUCAAUCCAAAAAGAUUCGGAUUCAGAAAUCAAAAUCCACCGAGAAAUCAACUCAUUGAAACUCCUUAAUCACCCCAAUAUCGUCAAUCUCGUGGAAGUGAUGAAAUCAGGUAAAUAUAUUGGAAUUGUCCUCGAAUACGCCAGCGGCGGGGAAUUGUUUGACUACAUUCUUCAACACAAAUUUCUCAAGGAAAACGUGGCCAAAAAACUUUUUGCCCAACUUGUAUCUGGUGUCGACCACAUGCAUGCCAAGGGCCUUGUUCAUCGUGACCUCAAGCUCGAAAACUUGCUUUUGGAUAAACACAAAAAUGUCAUUAUUUCCGAUUUUGGUUUCGUCAACUCCUAUAACCGUGAUAAGUCUGACUACAUGAAGACUAGCUGCGGCUCUCCAUGCUACGCUGCCCCGGAAUUGGUGCUCACCCAGUCACCGUACGAGGGAAGAAAAGUUGAUAUUUGGUCCCUUGGCGUGAUUCUUUAUGCUAUGCUUUCUGGUUAUCUUCCCUUUGAUGAUGAUCCCGAGAAUGAAGAUGGUGCCGAUAUCGUCAAAUUGUACCACUACAUUUGCAGAACUCCUCUCACGUUCCCAGAAUAUGUGUCACCUCUUGCUCGUGAUUUACUCAGAAAGAUCAUUGUACCAGACCCUAAGAAACGUAUCACUCUCAAUGAGAUCCGUGAACACCAAUGGCUAGCACCUUAUAAGAACUUGCUUGCGAUAAGACAGCCCGAUUGGGACAAGAUGCAUCGUGAUAGAAAGAUAGCUGCUGCAUCGGCAGCGUCUGGAAAUCACCCCAACACGGCUGCAAAUGCCUCGAACCGGUUUUCGAUGGUCAAUGAGAGAACAAAUAGUUAUCUCAUGAAUGCUCAAGGAGGAAGAGGAAGAUCGGCUUCUACCAUCAGCAACAAUGGCCAUAUUUAUGCAAAUCCUCCAGUGGCCACCACAUCAUCGUCUCUCACCACCGCCGUGGGUCAAACCGAGAAAACACCUUCACCAACAAAGCAAUUCCCAGUUAAUGCAUACCGUACUCAUGCCAAAUCUGCCUCGGUUUCAAACCCUUACUACACCGCCAGUUCGGCAUUAAUGGCAGUGGUAUCUGAAAGUGAAAAACGAAACUCGGUGACACUGUUGGAACAGGUUUACCUGAAACCCACUGCUCAUGUUCCUCCCGCUCACAAAUCCAAGACUCAACUUCCUGCUCCUAUCGCUCGCUCAACCACUUAUACCGGAACACCAAUCUCUACUAUUGUCGAGAGUCCUACAAGAUUGACGUUUGACCGUCCAGCAUUUGAAUACGUUGAACCCCAGCAAGCAUUGGAACAACCUUUUACCCACAUGUCAGCACACAAUCGUCUUCCACAGACAAAGAAGCCACGUCCUACAUCUUACCAUCCUUCUUCGUUAUCGUCAUCUAUGGGCUCUGGUAAUUCCAGCAGCGCUCUGCUAUUUGAUUACUUCAAGAUACCCACUGGGGUAAAUCUCCCUUACCCUAAUAACGUUUCUCCCACCAGAGGAUCACCAACUUCAGACACUUCGUUGACGUUUACUAACGAAAAUGUACUUCUGGGAAGUCCAGUUUCGAAGGACAGGUCGUCGGCAUCUUUGGAUUCUCGCAGAAACUCGGUGGUUACACAUGUCCACGUUAAUGGCGUGUUGACUAGUGAAAUGAACAGCCAUGAGAAUAAGCGAAAUUCCGUGCUUAGCUAUUUGGAAGAUAAGAUCGACGGACUUGACCUUGAUAUGGAUGAACGGGCCGAACAAGAAGAUACCACCAUUACUCCACAGAUCAACCAGGCCCCCGUGUUUGACUCGCAGGUAGUGUCGCCCGUACAACCUGAGAAUGAAGGUACGAUGACUACACCUUUGGACUCCAAACAGCCCCAACAGAGCGAAACGUCAGAAGCCCCCGACAAACAAGACCGCAAGGUCGAAGAGACGUCGCAUCCAGAUUCGCUGGUCGAAUCUGAGGUGUAUCCUGAAGAAAGAGAACCAAUAGUUUUCAUUGAGGAUCACUAUGGUCCAAAGGAGAAAUCGUCAGAAGCCAUUCAAAUUGUCAAAGAAAGGUCUCGCGAGACCGGUGACUCUGAUGUUUUUUUGGUGAAGCCAGAAAGAAAAACCAAGGGCCAUAAUAGGGGCAAGUCUGUUGAUACUCAAUCGAUAGCGAGCAAGAGAGAAAAGAGACGAGACCAAGUCCACCAAGAGAAUAAGGAAAACCGCGAUGCGAAAAAGAAAAACAGAUUCAGUCUUCUCUCGUUCUACAGCACCUACAACUCGUCAUCCACCAGCGUCAACUACAUUCCUCCACCAUCCACCAACCGUAGAGCGUUGGAACCCACUUCUGACAAUCACUCCAACGACACCAGUCUGUCGAAAGGAAGCACGAUGAAACGACCCCCAGCAUCGUCCGGCUCCACAUCCACGACUUCCACGGGAUCUGCCAGGGAAGCCAGUGCAGCUCGCAAAGUGAUGGACUUCUUCAAGCGCCGAAGCGUCCGAAUUAAUUAG
Meyerozyma guilliermondii ATCC 6260 is the source of this 2649-nucleotide messenger RNA. RefSeq names its product protein kinase. Gene Ontology annotation, biological process: microtubule cytoskeleton organization; intracellular signal transduction; protein phosphorylation. Gene Ontology annotation, cellular component: cytoplasm. NCBI's taxonomy places the organism in Eukaryota, Fungi, Ascomycota, Pichiomycetes, Serinales, Debaryomycetaceae. The record is from RefSeq and is a predicted model, not a curated record. The transcript has a single exon. The coding region runs from base 1 to 2649 and encodes 882 amino acids. Gene Ontology annotation, molecular function: ATP binding; protein serine/threonine kinase activity; tau-protein kinase activity.